AUGUCGUAUAUGUUACCUCAUUUGGAGAAUGGAUGGCAGGUAGACCAGUCCAUUCUCGCGGAAGAAGAUAGAGUUGUUGUAAUUCGGUUUGGACACGAUUGGGACCCAACUUGCAUGAGAAUGGAUGAGACUCUCUUCAAGAUUGCUCCUAAAGUAAAGAACUUUGCUGUGGUCUACCUCGUAGAUAUCUCGAAGGUGCCGGAUUUCAACAAGAUGUACGAGUUGUACGAUCCUUGUACCGUCAUGUUCUUCUUCAGAAAUAAACAUAUAAUGGUUGAUUUGGGAACCGGUAAUAAUAACAAAAUCAAUUGGGCUAUUGGAGAUGGACAAGAACUCAUUGAUAUCAUCGAGACUGUAUAUAGAGGAGCUCGUAAAGGACGUGGUUUGGUUGUUUCACCAAAAGAUUACUCAACCAAGUAUAAAUAUUGA
Molecule: messenger RNA, 429 nt
Organism: Auanema sp. JU1783
Lineage: Eukaryota; Metazoa; Nematoda; Chromadorea; Rhabditida; Rhabditidae
Source: the annotation of a GenBank genome assembly